AUGGGGCUUGGGAAAGCAGUAGUAGUUGAGGGUUCGCUGGUUGCUUUUGAUCAUAGAUCCCUGCAAAUUGCAACAAAGAACUUUUCGAAGAAAUUUGUCGGAGGAGGAUUUUGUUCAGUUUUCAAGGGCACAUUGCUAGACUCAACUGUCGUAGCAGUAAAGCAAUUUCAAAGUGUUAACCAAGGAGAGAAACAAUUCUGGACAGACAUCAGCACAAUUGGUAUAAUCCAACAUGUUAAUCUGGUUCGACUUCUCGAGUUCUGGUCUGAAGAUGCCAAAAGGCUAUUGGUUUAUGAUUACAUGUCAAAUGGAUCUUUAGGUUCUUGCCUUUUUGGGGAAAAGAGUUCAUACGUUUUGAAUUGGAAAGCAAGAUAUCAAAUUGCUUUAGGCAUUGCAAGAGGCCCUUUUUAUCUCCACGAAAAGUGCAGAGACUGCAUAUGGAAGAGUUAA
Ziziphus jujuba (common jujube) is the source of this 450-nucleotide messenger RNA. RefSeq names its product G-type lectin S-receptor-like serine/threonine-protein kinase At2g19130. Bases 1 to 450 code for a protein of 149 amino acids. NCBI's taxonomy places the organism in Eukaryota, Viridiplantae, Streptophyta, Magnoliopsida, Rosales, Rhamnaceae. Gene Ontology annotation, molecular function: ATP binding; protein kinase activity. Gene Ontology annotation, biological process: protein phosphorylation. The record is from RefSeq and is a predicted model, not a curated record. The transcript has a single exon.